AUGUCAGACUCAAAAGACUCCAAGGGCAAGGCCCCUCAGAAGCCCAACGAUGCGGAACAGACACCGGGCGGAAAGCUGACCCCGCAGGCGGCCGAGGCACUAUUGGAAAACAAUCCCUCCCUGAAGAACGAGCUCGGUGGGUUAGAUAAGGACAAGGCUUUGGAAGCAUUGCGCAAGAUGGAUAUAUCUGAACUUCUGACCGGGCUUUCUUUGACCGGGAAGAACAAGAAGGAUAUGGCCGCGUUUAAGUUCUGGCAGACGCAACCCGUACCCCGCUUCGACGAAGCCGCCAGCAAUGCUGCCGGUGGGCCGAUUAAGAUGAUCGACCCUGAGAAGGUAUCGAAGGAGCCGGAUGCGUUGAUUGAGGGCUUCGAGUGGACCACCCUGGACUUGACGAACGAGGAGGAACUUCGGGAGCUCUGGGACCUACUCACAUACCACUAUGUUGAGGACGAUAAUGCUAUGUUUCGGUUCAGAUACUCCAAGUCCUUUUUGCACUGGGCGCUCAUGUCGCCGGGUUGGCGCAAAGAAUGGCACGUGGGUGUUCGUGCGACCAAGUCGCGCAAGUUGGUGGCUUCAAUUUCUGGUGUCCCAACUCAAAUUCGCGUACGCGGCCAAAAGAUUAAAGUCACAGAGAUCAAUUUCCUCUGCAUUCACAAAAAGCUGCGGUCCAAGCGACUGGCCCCUGUCCUCAUCAAGGAGAUCACACGCCGUUGCUACUUGAAUGGCAUCUACCAGGCUAUCUAUACUGCCGGUGUUGUUCUCCCAACACCUGUUUCGUCCUGUCGUUAUUAUCACCGCCCGCUCGACUGGCUGAAGCUUUACGAGGUCGGCUUUUCUCCUCUUCCCAGGGGAUCUACCAAAGCUCGUCAAAUUACCAAGAACCAUCUUCCUAGCCACACAUCGACACCCAACCUUCGACCAAUGGAAGCUAAAGAUGUUGACGCCGUUCAUGAUCUACUGGAGCGUUAUUUGAACCAGUUUGAUAUUCACCAAGCCUUUACCCGCGAGGAAAUUGACCAUUGGCUUGUCUACAAAGAAUCCCCUCAAAAGGAACAGGUUAUCUGGUCGUACGUGGUGGAGGACCCCGAAACUCACAAGAUUACGGAUUUCUUCUCAUUCUAUAAUCUCGAGUCUACGGUGAUCCAACAUCCUAAGCACGACUGUGUUCGCGCGGCAUAUCUCUACUAUUACGCCACCGAGACAGCCUUCUUGGACGACCAGAAAGCUCUCAAGAACAGACUUCAGAUGUUGAUGAACGACGCUUUAAUCUUAGCUAAGAAGGCCCAAUUCGACGUAUUCAACGCACUCACUUCGCACCACAACCCGCUCUUCCUGGAACAACUCAAGUUCGGUGCCGGUGACGGCCAGCUCCACUUCUACCUUUACAACUACCGAACCGCCCCCAUCGCCGGAGGGGUCAAUGAGAAAAACUUGCCCGACGAAAAUCGGAUGGGUGGUGUGGGCGUUGUUAUGCUCUAGGCUCUUCUUCUCCUGGAUCGCUUCUUGUAUUCAUUUGUCGAAAUUUUUGUGGCUUCACGGGGCUCACCUGUAAUUAGCUAA
Molecule: messenger RNA, 1563 nt
Organism: Aspergillus nidulans FGSC A4
Lineage: Eukaryota; Fungi; Ascomycota; Eurotiomycetes; Eurotiales; Aspergillaceae
Product: glycylpeptide N-tetradecanoyltransferase swoF
Exons: 4
Coding region: 1-1482 (493 amino acids)
Cellular component (GO): cytoplasm; cytosol
Molecular function (GO): glycylpeptide N-tetradecanoyltransferase activity
Source: RefSeq, a predicted model, not a curated record